UAAACAUUUUCCUCGUUUAACACAUAUUAUUUAAUUUUAAUAUUUUAAUAAUCAUUAAAUGUCAAAAAAUUCAAAAUUUUAUUUAAACAUGUAAUUAUAGGAUACAAUCGGAUGAAAUAUAUAUGGCCACUCACACGGGCACUCAUUUAGAUGCUCCAUGUCAUUUUGCACGUGGUAAGUGGUCGGUGGCCGAUAUUCCUCUUGAGAACUUUGUAGACAGACCGGUGGCCGUUAUCGAUAUAGUGGACCAAUCGGUGGCCACUCGUGACUAUGAGCUGAGCGUUAGCGACAUUAAAGAAUGGGAAAAAAUGAAUGGAGAGAUUGCGGACAAGUCAGUGAUUUUAGUGAAGAGUGGUUGGGGAAGGUUUUGGCCCAAAAAAUUGGAGUAUUUCGGCACUGAAACCAAGGAUAUAUCACUUCUACACUUUCCUGGCGUACAUCCAGACGCCGCCCAAUGGAUAACAGAAAACCGCCAAAUCGUGGGCAUCGGUAUCGACAGCCCCAGUAUAGACAACGGACAGUCCAAACAUUAUAAAUCCCAUCAAAUAUUUGCUGCUAACAAUAUCUAUCAUUUAGAAAAUAUUGCUCAAACCAUUCACAAACUGCCGGCCACUGGGGCUCGACUCACACUAUUGCCCCUUAAGAUAGAGGGUGCGAGCGGUACUUCCGUUACCGUAAUCGCACAAAUCGAUGACAACAACGAUAUAUCGAUUUCAGCCAAAUGUGCACCAAAUUUAUUGCUAGCUUUUAUGCCCUCACUGUUGGCAUCAUUUGUAACAUUAAGAUAUAUUAUCUCUUAAAUUAUCGUAUCCUUUAUGGGAAAACAUUAGAUCUAUUAUUAUUACAGAAG
Medioppia subpectinata is the source of this 850-nucleotide messenger RNA. NCBI's taxonomy places the organism in Eukaryota, Metazoa, Arthropoda, Arachnida, Sarcoptiformes, Oppiidae. The record is from the annotation of a GenBank genome assembly.